AGAGACUGAUAAUUCCCUAAUACUUUUGUUCUUUUUCGGAAAACAUACUCUCAAACUCCUAAAAUGCGCACAUAAAUAAUACUUACUACUAAAAUAUCACGACCCUAUCUCUCCUUUAUUGGGCUCUGUGUACCCUCCGGCGUACAAAAGCAACCCCUCACCCUCCUCCACUAUCAUACUCUCAUUUCAGUUCUCUUCUCUCAAACACACCAAAAGAAUCACAGUUAGUUGUUGAAAAAACUCAAAGAGGAAAAGAAAAUCAAAAUGUCCUUCCAAAUCCUCUUCAUCUCCCUUCUCAUUUUCCAUGAAUCCAUCUUGUUAAUCAAAUCUCUACCGAUAAUUCCUCAACCAGACUCAUCAUCAGUAUCAUCAUCUCCAAUUCAAUCAUUCCAUCCAACCCAAACUCUGCCAUCAACAAUCCCAGCAUUUCCUGAACAAUCAAACAUAGCUGGUUGUCCAUUAAACUUACCAGCAGAACUCUUCACUAGUAUCAAUCAAGCUUGUAACAGUAAUAAUGUGAAAGGGAAAGAUAAUCAUCAUCAUUACUUAUCAAAAUCAAAAUGUUGUCCUGUUUUAGCAGCUUGGCUUUACUCAGCUUAUUCAGAUACAGCUUUAGCUAGAGCUACCAGAAUGACUACAACAACAUCAGUUGAUUCUUUACCAAUCUUACCUGAUGAUUCAGAAACUUGUGUUGAUAAUCUAGAUAAAGCGCUGAAAAGUAAAGGAAUUGAGUUGAUUAAACCUAAUCAAACUUGUGAUUUGGUUUUUUGUUAUUGUGGUAUUAGACUACCUCCUUUGAGCUGCACUGAAGCCUUUUCAUCUUCUUCUACUAAUGGGGUUACUAAAUUGGUUGGUGAUAAAAGUGUUCAGAAGCUUGAGAAAGAUUGCUUAAACCACAACAACAACAAUGGAGCUGGUAUUUCAUCUAGUCAUUCUGGUUGUUCUAAAUGCUUAAACAGUCUAUACAAGCUAAACGGAGAUAAGCAUGUGAACAAGACGGAUAAUAAUAAGAGUAAAAUGCACGGUAGAGGUUGCGAGUUGAUGGGACUAACAUGGCUGCUUGGGAAGAAUCGAACGGCGUAUAUGCCAACAGUGACAUCAGUUUUAAGAGCUUUGAUGAUGAAUAAGGAGAAUGCGGAACCUCGAUCUUGCAGUGUUACAAGUGAAGGACUGCCCUUAGCCGUUGAUUCAGCUGAGUUGAAUGAUCAGUCAUCGUCCAUUAGAUUUUCCAUUAAUGUUUUAAUCAUUGUAUCAAUGUCUUUGGUUUAUGUUUUUUCACUGUUUUAGUUUUUUUUUUUUUUUUUGUCACGGAUAUGUAAUAUACUAUGGGUUGGUUGUGUGAUAGAAAUGGGAAAUUGUCGACAAUUUUGUUUUUUCUUUUGAUCGGAAAAUUGUCGACAAUUUUGUUAGAGUCGAGGGUCCACUAACAUGUGCAAUGUAGCUUAGGAUUGUAGGCUAGUACUAGUUUGGGUUUGUUGUGAUGCAUUUUUUCGAAGUGAAUUAUUCAUUGUUGUCUGUU
Papaver somniferum (opium poppy) is the source of this 1519-nucleotide messenger RNA. RefSeq lists its product as uncharacterized. The coding region runs from base 265 to 1287 and encodes 340 amino acids. The transcript is spliced from 2 exons. Lineage: Eukaryota; Viridiplantae; Streptophyta; Magnoliopsida; Ranunculales; Papaveraceae. The record is from RefSeq and is a predicted model, not a curated record.